AUGAAGAGCCAUUCCUUGUAUCGAUUGAAAUAUGCACGCUAUAACCAAAAGGACCAGAUCAGCGAAGCUAACACCCUAUCAAACAAGUCCAAGUCGUCCGAUUUCUUCCGAGAGCACGGCCAUUUGAAGGAGGUCACUCGCCAAGAUGGCAAAAAUAUGGUUAAGGACAUCAUCAACUCGAUAUUCGACAAGGAGGCGGGCAAAUACGUUGCCUCAAGCUCGAGCUGCUCGAUCGUGACGGGCUUCGAGGGCAGCGAGCAUAUGGAUAAGCGGCUCAAGCAGUGGCACGACACACUGCGCGAUCGCGCCCGAGUGCAGGCGAAGAUCCAUCAGCGCGUCGGCCGCCGACCCGAGCAGAUGCUGUUGAAUCAGAGCGGCACAUUGGAUCAGCGCAACAAGGGCAACAUAAACCGUAUAAUAGACUGCGCUGAUCGCCUGAAUCCCACCCGCCUUGUGUCGCAACAGUACGGCGCUCUGCCCGCUCGUUCGGAUGCAAAGCAGUGCGUCUGUGUGCCAGAGGUGCAGCAGACGGUGCCACUGCUGGAACGCUCGGGCGUCGCUGACCUGGAAAUCACGGGGCUGAGUAACGCGACCAAUCUGGAAAUAUUUGGGCCGAAAAACGCACAGAAGGGCAAGACUAGUUGGAUCAAUUCGGUAGAGCUCGAGAAGAGUCUAAACUUGAAAUAUAUGGAUAUUGAUCGUGUCAUCGAAUUCUUUCCAGACAUGAGAACACUCGAAGUGAUUGGCAGUAAUGAAAAUUCAAUUCGAGAUCAUCAAUCAGAUAUAAAUCUGGUGGCAGCGAAGUCACUAUAUUCCGUGAGCUCCAUCACCGAAACGAACUCACCUGCAGAGGUUCAGACGCCACCUGUCCAGGUGCCCCUAGAGCCCAAGGUCGUCAAUGUGGGCCUCAAGGUCAACGAUAGAGAAUUCAUUAAGGACCGUGGCGAUUUUUUUCCCUCUGCACGCUUCGAGUACCACUUCGAGUGCUCGCCAUUCGAGCGGCAAUUCAAGCAGGUGAUGCGCCUCGAGAAUAUCGGGAAGAAUAUUUUGUUUUGUGAAUGGCUGCUGGCCGAUCCGCCGAUGCACUAUUGCCGCCGUUGCUUCUACUUUGAGCGAAAGCGAUUCCGAUUGUAUCCGGGCGAUGUGCACAUCAUCAAUGUCAUGUACCACCCGAGUGAGGUAUUCGUGGGCAAACAGUUUUGGAAGCUGCGAAUCUUUCCCCACAUCUUUUGCAGCCGUCGCAAUGGGCUGACGCUGCUGUUGGUUGGAAAGUGCGUGGCACCACCAGAGUAUCUGUACAAGAUCAACAGGCACAUGGAUCUGGUCACAGACAAGGCGAUCGAGGCGAGAACUCUCAGCCUGACCCAACUGCAUGCCGAGCUGGCGCCGCUUAUCAAGCCCCGCGAGCAGCUGCAUCCGUACGAGCGUACGCUCGACGAACGGGAGCAGUUCAAUAUCCAAAAUGUGGGCUAUCAUUGUGAACGGUUUGACGAUAUCGAAGCGCUGCGUGCUCUCUACAAUGAAGUGAAGCUGCCACGCGCGCCGGCGUGGGAUAUGCGCUUGGACACCAUCAAGCGAUUCAUAAUGCGGCUGCCCGAGCCCCAUAGGCGUGAGAUGUACUUUCAGAAUCUGCUUAACAUAUUGGACACGUUCCUCCGCACCGGAGAUCAGCAAUCCCCAAUGCACUCCGAGCACAGCAGUGAGCGGGAGCGUUCGUGCCUCAUCUAUGUGCGCGGCUGCAUUGGCAACGGCAUCGACGAGUGGGAGGAGCUGAUGAUGGGCAUCGAAGAGAGCUGCUUCAAGACCGAAAUACAUCGAUUCUAUACCAUCAAGGAUGACACGCCCAUCACGCCCGGCCUAAAGAAGCUCAAAGACGAACAUCCUGCAGUCUAUGUGCACAGACUGAUGCAGGGCAAGAAGUACUACAGAGAUGCGCUCUACAUGCACACUUACACACAGCUCUGUGACAUGGCCGAGAACGUGGUCUCGGUUAUCGAGAGCACACAGUACGUCUAA
Molecule: messenger RNA, 2016 nt
Organism: Drosophila navojoa
Lineage: Eukaryota; Metazoa; Arthropoda; Insecta; Diptera; Drosophilidae
Source: RefSeq, a predicted model, not a curated record